AUGAUCAAAUCUGUCCUAAUCUUUAAUAACCACGGUAAACCCCGUUUAAUCAAAUUCUUUCAACAAAUUGACAUUGCAACACAGCAAGCACUAGUGCAAGAGAUCUUUUCACUUGUCUCGAAAAGACCUGAUACUGCCUGUAACUUUCUGGAAGGAAGUAAACUUUUGGGCGGUAAGGAUACGCGUGUUAUCUAUAGACAUUACGCAACCCUUUAUUUUGUCUUUGUUGUCGACGAUAGUGAAAGUGAAUUAGGCAUCUUGGAUCUUAUUCAGGUAUUCGUCGAAAGUUUGGAUAGAUGUUUUGAAAAUGUCUGUGAGUUGGACCUGAUCUUUCAUUUCGAUGAGGUUCAUGCUAUUCUAUCAGAAAUUAUUCAAGGUGGUUUAGUCUUGGAAACAAACAUGAGUGAGAUUGUUGCGGCGAUAAACGAAAUGAAUAAGGCCAAGAAAAAGACAGGUGUUUCAGCAAGCAGCUUGGGCCUUCGAGCUACGGAAUCGUUGAAGAAUGGAUUCCGCCACUAG
Molecule: messenger RNA, 519 nt
Organism: Mucor mucedo
Lineage: Eukaryota; Fungi; Mucoromycota; Mucoromycetes; Mucorales; Mucoraceae
Product: AP complex, mu/sigma subunit
Exons: 4
Coding region: 1-519 (172 amino acids)
Biological process (GO): intracellular protein transport; Golgi to vacuole transport
Cellular component (GO): intracellular membrane-bounded organelle; membrane coat; AP-3 adaptor complex
Source: RefSeq, a predicted model, not a curated record